Messenger RNA from Drosophila eugracilis, 3968 nucleotides. It is a transcript of the gene Hcs, whose product is annotated as biotin--protein ligase. The coding region runs from base 407 to 3526 and encodes 1039 amino acids. The transcript is spliced from 12 exons. Gene Ontology annotation, biological process: protein modification process. NCBI's taxonomy places the organism in Eukaryota, Metazoa, Arthropoda, Insecta, Diptera, Drosophilidae. Gene Ontology annotation, molecular function: biotin--[biotin carboxyl-carrier protein] ligase activity. Gene Ontology annotation, cellular component: cytoplasm. The record is from RefSeq and is a predicted model, not a curated record.
UAUUACACAAAAAAAAAAAAAAAAUAAUAAACUCCACAUUACGGUUUACUAAAUAAAAAUUUACCAAAAAAAGCUAAGCCGACUGCACUGCAACCGCCUGCCGCGCUUUCUUAUCGGAACCGUUUGGGGAUAAGCUUCGUCCAGUUGGAGUGAAAUGUAGUAAUCAACAAUAAAAGCUGUGAGAAAGGGAAUACGAAAAGUGUGUCAACUGCCUGAAAACUACAUACCAGGAAGCGCUCCUUUCGGCCUUAGCAACCGAUAAAUCCGCAAGAGACAAGCAAAAUCGGAGCAAAUUACGAAACUACCAUUGAUUUUGGCACCAAUCAAGAUGUAACUUGUGACUUGGCGUAAAUUACCCUUGAAUAAUUCAGAAUCUACGGCAGUAUCAGUACCCAUCCGAUAUCAGAUGUUGACCUUAUAUUACGUGAGUGCCACCGUCCUGCAAUCCUGGCGCAUUCAGAAGGCCUGCUCCAAAAUCGCCGAGCACUUAGCGCAACCCUCGAGCAUUGCCUUCUAUGCCCUCCCGGCGGGUAGCGACGAUGGAUUUGAUCCCACCCUGGCCAGCUCUGAGCUAUGCGGCAACCGCAACGCGGCCAAGGUCACGGACAUACUGUGGCUGCACGCUAACCAGAGGGGCUGUUGCCUCCGUCCGCUCCAAACGCUUCACAUCACGCCGUGGAUCAGCUUCCCGCCGGCGCCCAGUUUACUGCCCUUCUCCUACGCUGCAGAGACAUUGACACCGGUAACCACGCCUACGGAUUUGGGCACACCGCUUAGACAGCGAGUCUUGUUAUCCGCGGAGAGCGACCAGAGGAUGCAGUUGCUUCUCGAGGCUCACGUAGACCCCCUGCAGCGGCCCAGUUCCGAGGACCCAACAGCAGUGCGGUUGGAAGAUUACGGUAAGCUAAUUGCAUGGAAAAUAGACUCCCACCUGGCGGUGCUAAUCGAAACUGACGUCGAGCAUUUUACGCAACUUUUGAUAACGACAUUUUUGCGAAAUAAUUUAUGCAUUAACGAUCAACUGCCACUUUUACGGAUUGAGUCGGUUCAGCGGGAAGGUGAUCCGCAGCCCUUUGAGUUGCUGGCAAACCAUCUGAAACGGCAGUCACGUAAAACAGUUUGCCUGAACAAGGAUGGCUGGAAAAAGCACCUGGAGGAUUUGCGAGCAGUCGGUGUGUUAGCUCACCAAGCUACCGAGUUCGAGUAUCAAAGAAAUCGAUCUGAGGGAAGGACGAAACAAGAUUUACUUGGACAUGAGCAUCGCCAGACUGCAGAACCCGUGGCAAAGGCUGUAGCUGUAGUGGAGCCCACCAACAAAACAUCCCUGUCUCCGACAAGGAUACCUGAUUGUUCCCAGAAAACGGAGUCCAAGGAAACACCAAGGAAAGCUUCGCCUACAAAAACCGAGUCCAAAACCACUCCUGCUAAAACCGAAAGGAAGCAGAUCCCAACCAAUGAGGACUCCAAGCCAACGUCAAGUAAAGCUGAAUCAAAGCCUAGUGAACUAGAGAAGCUAGCGGCUGCCCAGGCUGCGCAACAGAAAGUAGAGAAAAUGGAGAAGUCGCCCAUCAAGGGAGCUUCCUUGGUUAAAGCACCAAAUGUUAGUAUAAUCAAAGAGCCCAUAAAACCAUUAGAGCAGUCAACAAAACCCAGCAAAAGCUUUGAGGUGGUAAAGCCUUUAAAUUCGCCUCCGUCAUCUAGUUCUGCUCCUUCGCGCCCUGUGCUGCAAAGAAAUAAGAAUAGUCUUCAGGAGAGUAAACCACUGAAUGUUUUAGUGUACUCGGAUAGCGCUAGUGCCCGGGAGUCUACUCUAGCCACUCUUCAGCAGCUGCUGGAGCAUAAUGUGUACACCAUCUAUCCGCUGAUGCCACAGCAAGCGGCUCAAAAACAUUGGACGGAACAGACUGCGCUUCUGGUUGUUUGUGGAUCGGUGGCACCUGGAAUCGGUCAGAUAUUGGUAGAUUAUUUCCUGCAAGGCGGCAAAGUGCUGAGUCUCUGCUCAGAUAUUCUUCAUUUCAUACUUCCCAACUAUCGCACAGCGGAGGUUCGAGAGCACGAGUUGGUUCAGUUCUCCUAUGACAAGUGGCAGCGGGUCAAGAUGAUGCAUCACAUCUUCUGCUACCAGCCAUCGCCGGUUAAGAAACACUUCUCCACGGAUAGCGAGGAGUCAACCAAGUCGCAUUCACGAAAACCGUCCAUGGAACUGAAGGAUCUGGCCGGCCACAGCCACGAAUUAGAUGUCCAGGUGCUGGGCACUGAGGAAACCUGGAAUACUCCCAGCUUGAUGUUGGCCAAAAGCCUGCAGAGCGGUGGAAAGGCUGUUUUUUCACAGGUUCAUUUGGAAAUGAGCCCCAGUGAAUUUGAGUCGGAUGAAAUGAAGUACUCCAUUCUGAGGGAAAACGAACACACUCGCCUUGAGAUCUUUGCUGAUCUCUUGGGGAAGUACUUGGAUGUGCAAGUCCAUUGUGGAGACUCCGUUGAUCAGCCUCAUCCUGGAGUAGUCUAUCAGCACGCUUAUUUUUUGGGACGCCAUGAAGCGAAGUUUGAGCUUUUGGAGAAGCUGCGUCUGCGUUGCAGUGGUUCCGACAACGUCAUAGCAACGCCCAAGCUGACGAUGAAAUUCUGUAGCAGGGACGACAAGCCUCCAGUGGCAAACAAUAAUGUGCUGCCCAUACUGAUACAUUCCUGUCCUGAAGAUUUCUCCACAGUGGAAUAUUUUGAUCACCUUAAAACCGAGCAUAUUGGACGACUGGUCAUAUAUGCACCAGUUGUGAGCAGUUCCAUGCACGUCAUAAACAAUUUGGAACUUAUAAACGGUCUAGCUGUGCUUCCUGUGCAACAGACCUCGGGAGUCGGACGGAGCAAUAAUCAGUGGCUAAGUCCCCUCGGCUGUGCCAUGUUCUCACUGCAACUCCACGUGGCCAUGGAUUCGGCUUUGGGAUCUAGGCUGCCUCUUUUGCAGCAUAUAAUUGGUGCGGCGAUUGUCAAUUCUCUACGAAGUCAUGAGCAGUACAGGGUAUUGGAUGUUUCCAUAAAGUGGCCAAAUGAUAUAUACGCAAAUGGGAACCAAAAAAUCGGCGGCCUUGUCAUUAACACCACUCUACAAGGCUCACAAGCAAUCGUCAAUAUUGGUAGUGGAAUCAAUUUAAAUAACUCAAAACCAACUGUAUGCAUUAAUGAUUUAAUAAGAGAACACAAUGUUCGCGUGCCGAAUAACAAGUUAUCUAUGCUUAAAUAUGAGCUAUUUAUUUCCAUGAUAUUUAAUGAAAUCGAAAGACUUUUGGGAGAAGUACAAAACGGAGACUUUGAUAGUUUUUAUGCCUUAUACUACUCGCUCUGGUUACACAGCGGUAAAACGGUCAAGAUUUGCCUUCAAAAUGAACAGGAAAGAGAAGCUGAAAUUGUGGGAAUCGAUGAUUUUGGAUUUUUAAAGGUGAAGCUACCCACCGGAGCCAUAGAAACCGUUCAACCCGAUGGAAAUAGCUUUGAUAUGUUGAAAGGAUUAAUUAUACCAAAAUACCACUAGUUGAUUGAAAAACUCCCAUUAUACCCCGAAUCCACGUACUAGGGGAAUUAGCAACUUGUAUUUUUUAGUCGCAUUUACAUAGGGAAAUUUAUAAAAAAUUGAUUACGUAUGUAUGGAUGUGUUUACUUCUAAUUACACCGUGUUUUUCUUCUAAAGUGGCUUAACCGUAUUUAUUCUUGCUUGAAUUUGAGAAAAAUGGAUAUAACCCAAUAUGAAUUUUAUUAAAUUGAAUACUGCCAAAGAAAAAUAUGUCAAUGAAAAUCUCCAACAUUCAAAAAUCUCCAAAAUUUAUCUCUAAAUAAUAGGUAUAUGCCGCAUAUAUCCCAGUGUUUUGAAAAUACUUAUACUGUUCGUUAUUAGUGUUAUUGCCAUCGAUUUCUCUACGUAUGGGCGUUUUUUAAAUUCGACUUUAAUAAAGACGUUUGCUUAUUACGGACCUCAA